CAUUUCGCGAGGUUUUCUUCCUGUGUAUGCUGGUCUCGACCCUCUCCAUCACCCAGGCUUGCCAGUUUUCUCGAUCCUGCACUGAUAUCACCUUCGACAGGAAUUCGACCGUGAUGAGAGCCAUUUGCAGCACAUCCAAUAUGGAAAGGAGGAACGCCUCCAUCGAUGUGAACAAUUGCGUGGGCAGCAGCAAUGGUGUCCUCGACUGCUCAUCCAACUUUGCCUCACGAUGCACCAACAUCAGCUUCAAUGGGCUCAACGUGGCUGCCCGUUGCAACCGCGGGGAUGGCAUUCUCGUCUCUUCCACUCGCAACCUCGACGAUUGCAUCCAGAACGUCGAGGGAGUUCUCCAGUGCUGCUAGAUCCUUUUGGAUGAUCAAACUAUAUCCAUA
This is a messenger RNA of Selaginella moellendorffii, 392 nucleotides long. RefSeq lists its product as uncharacterized. The coding region runs from base 27 to 362 and encodes 111 amino acids. The record is from RefSeq and is a predicted model, not a curated record. The transcript has 2 exons. NCBI's taxonomy places the organism in Eukaryota, Viridiplantae, Streptophyta, Lycopodiopsida, Selaginellales, Selaginellaceae.